Messenger RNA from Hymenoscyphus albidus, 3138 nucleotides. NCBI's taxonomy places the organism in Eukaryota, Fungi, Ascomycota, Leotiomycetes, Helotiales, Helotiaceae. The record is from the annotation of a GenBank genome assembly.
AUGCCCACGAACCCAACGCAACGACCUUUACGACCCCCACCCCAUCAACCCUGGUAUCCACCCUACCAUCGCGCAUCUCAGGAACGGAAAAUGAAUCUUUUACGUUGGGCUUUCUUUACCUUUUUCGCACUUCUGGUUCUUUAUCCUUCAGCGAUGGUCAUUGGGUCCUUGAAUUCGGGUCAUGAUGCUUCUAUCGUUGAAGGGUAUAGGGCGCAGAAAGAAAGAGUCGAUGACCUGGGAAUUAGUGGUAAAGGGAAGGGCGUUGAGAUGUUGAUGCCAGGUGGUGGAGCUGCUUUGAAGGGACUUGUGGGGCAGGGGAGGGGGGUUAUUGCGAGAUUGUUCAACUCUCGAGACGUCAAUCGAUUGUCAGAGAGAGCUGGAACCCCGCCGGGUAGUGAUAGCUGGGCAGCUUUUGAAGAGCACCUUGACGCUUUCAUCGUUAACCUGCAACCCAUCGCAAAACUGUAUGAGCAGGGACUAUGGGGAGUUGGAAAGAAAGAGUGGGAUGAAACAGUUGAAACUAUGCUCCACAAAGCCCCCGAGGAAAUGCGGCGUCUUUGUCCGGAUUGUACCGAGAAGUACGUGAAAGAUGAGGCUAACAGGAUUGAAACUAAACUUCAAAAGCUGAAGAGUCUCGUUCCCUCGCCACAUAAUGGUCGAUCGUCGAAGCGAGAAGUUUCCAAAGACCUGUGGGCAGACUUCGAACAGCAAAUAGAAACACUGGGCAAAAUAAUGGAUGCUUAUGCAAAGAGUCUCGCUCUAUUGUACCCAUCAAAUCUGGCUUGGAAGCUUUUUGCAAAAGAAGCUGAUGCGCUCAUAUCGACAAACGGUAUGCAAUUUCGAAAUAAAUGCGCUGCUGCUAAGGGGUGUACGGUGGAAGACGGAGAAACGAUGGCCAAAAAAAUGAUAGACCGGAUCAACAAGUCUAAAAGAUUCAUGCCCUCUCUUCAAGCCUCUACGUCUCGGAAAAGAGAAAAUGAUCCCAUCGGUCAGAUUGUUCUUGAUUAUCUCGAUGGGAUUGCAAUCGGCCCUUCCCUACAGCUUACUGCAACUGAUGAUUGGAUUGAACCACUCGGGCAGGACACUGACAAAUUUGCACAACGUCUCGCCAAGUUACGAUCAGACGACGACACAAGAAAAAUAUUCAAUUCAACUGUCGAAACUUGGCUCGCGACGUCGGAGAGUUAUGCACUGGUUUUGUGUCCCCUGCUUGAUAAGGCAUGCAAUGUAAAAGUGCUCGAGGCAGAAGUUCUGAAAUUGAGAAACCGUCUCAGGCAGUCUGCUAGCUUUUUGAGUUCUCGAGACGUCUCUUCGCUAACGAAACGAACUCUUCCAACGGAAGUAUGGGCUGGAAUCGAGCAGGUCGUUGAUCUUUUUGGGAAAGAAAUGGAUGCCCUUGCACAAACACUCGCAGCGUCAGGAGUGAAUGAAUCUACGAGGAAAAGCUUCAAUGCAGAAGUAGAAGUUUGGCUGCUCAGGGCCGAAGAGAUGGUGAGCUGUGACCGAUUACCUGCAAUCGCCACUCCAAAAUGGCUAAAUUGCACCGAGCAAGAUAUCGCAACUUUUAAUCAAAAGAUAAGGGAUCGGGCUCGAAAGUCUGCCAGUAUCCUAGAGUCUCGAGAGAUCUCACCGCUAAUCAAAAGAACCCUUCCGCCAGAGAACUGGGCAUUCGCCGACCAGAACAUUGAUCAAUUUGGCAAAGUCACCGACAAGCUUGCACAAAGACUUGCAACUCUAGGAUUCCCCACGAGAAAUGCUUUCGAUACAACCGUUGAGGAGUGGAUACGUGAGAUAGAUGUAGGCUCUCGUGAACAAUGUCGUGAGGUCAAGGGAUGCAACGAAGACGAUCUAGCGACGAUACAACAAAAGCUGAGAGACCGAGCCCGAAAAUCUGCUAGCGUUCUGAGCUCUCGAGAAACCUCGCAGUCGAGAAGGAGACAUCUUUCGCCUGAGCAGAAGGCAGCAAACGACCGACAAAUCGAAGAAAUACGUACCGACAUAGAGAAACAAGCGAAACUUGCUCAAAAAGAAGGAACCACGGUAAAGUUUUACGAAUUCACGACAAAAGCUGCACAUGAAUACGAAAUAAAUGUCAUGUCGAAGUGUGUCAAAACAGAAGGGUGUACUUGGGAUGACGUGAAAGAGGAAAUCCAAAAGCUGAACAAUCUCUAUAAAACUUUCCUCGGACUUGAAAAUUUUCAUGAAGGCAAUGCUGGAGAGGACCUUUUUAAGAGAGCGAUAGAACUUUUGUACGGCUCAACAACAGGAGGUCACCUUGUCGACAUCCCAUCCACAGAAAAACAGAUCAUGAAUCAUGAACUCGCUGAGAAGAGAUCGGACGGAAUUCUUCUUCCAUUUUUUCACUCGAAGGAAAUUCAAGAUCUUGCAGAAAGUUCAUCUCAAUCAGAAAAGAGAGAUGAUGAUUUCACCAUGCCGGAUUUACAAGAAACGUUUGAGACGAAUGGGGACAUGGAUCCAGACAUGAACCAGCCAGCCAACAAGACCAAAGUCGCAGUAGACUGUAGUUCGAAUGAUCCCACAAUCAAGGCUUGCCGCAAACCAAAGGAGUCAGAUCUUGUUAUCUUCGCAAAAUGGGGUCCUUGGUGUAUUUUGUUUUCGAUAAUCUCGGUACUCUUGUUGUUACUCAUUCUCAAAUGCUGCGCCGCUUGUUACCAUCCUCGUCACUUGAUUCCCGAUGAAACCGAUGAGCCGUUAACGCCUACCAAAGCGACAUCACAACCUCUACUAGGGGCAACGACAAGACCCCAUGAUGAAGAGGCGCAGAUGACUCAGAUUCCUCCUACUCCUAUGGGUAUGGAUGGGGCAAGUGAUCAAGAAGGCUGGGCGAGAAAGUGGAUUUCCAGUAAGCGUGGUAGUGAGGUAUGUAUCGUACCAUUCAUUGUCGUUUUUCAUGUUGGCGAAUGAAAGGAAUACUGAUUGAUACAGUUGAAGGUUAAUAAACGUGCAACUGCUUCCAUUCCCCUGAUGGAAUCAAAACGCUCGGUACGAGCACCCCGCAUCCCGUCGCUGCAACUCCCCAAGGCUAUCUUUCAUACGGUGCGUGCUGCGAGUGGGUUGGGAACUUUGACGGAGGGUGAGAUGAGGCAGAAGAGGGGGAAGUGGGGGAGUACUUUGUGA